ACUUGAUUGAAAGCGAAUUCGAAUCCAAAUUUUUGUCAGCGUCCGAAAUAUUAAAGAACAACGUUAACCGUACCUAUGUAGAAGUGAUUGUGAAUGUAACAUUAUUCGGCAUCAGUUUUGUAUUCAUGCGCAUCAUGAUUCGAAGUUCAUCAUUAUUAAUUUCAAUUUUUACGAUUACGGUGAUCGAUUAUACAUUCAGUCAUGAGGGGCGACUUGGCAGUGAAACUAACACGAUUGUCAUCAAUUAUCCAAAUCCUAGAAGAGAUGAGAACGUAUCAGACAUAUAUCAUAAUAAUACGAUAGUUAAAGACCCGUACAGAUGGAUGGAAAACUUGAAUAGUGACGAAACGAAGAAAUUAAUCGAAGCGGAAAACGCUUUAACGAGAUCAUAUUUAGACAAAAGUCCAUUUCGUGCUGAAUUUGAGGCUCGUUUGAAGGAAUUGUAUAACCAAAGAUACAGCAAGUUUUUUCAAAAAGGCAAACGUUUUUUCUCAUAUCAGAAUACUGGAUUACAAAAUCAAGACGUGGUUUUCGUGCAUGAUUCAUUAACCAGCGAAGGUAGAGUGUUAUUGGAUCCGAAUACUCUCAGUAAAGAUGGAACUAUCGCAUUUGAUCAAUAUUUUUCUGCUUUCUCCGAGGAUGGACAAAUUUUCGCCUAUAUAUUAAUUGCAAAUGGUUCAGACUGGAGAACAGUGCGAUUCAAACACGUGGAACAAGGUGAUAUUUAUAAAGAAACACUGGAAAACGUGAAACUUUCAUCGUUAGCGUGGACGCAUGAUAAUAAAGGCGUAUUCUAUUCGGCAUAUCUUGAUCAAAAAAAUAAAACGGAAGGAUUAAACAUUAACAGGGAUGGAAAUCAUAGGUUAUAUUACCACGUGGUUGGAACUGAACAGUCUCAAGAUGUGGUUGUAGCAGAAUUUCCAGAACAUCCAGAUUACUGGCUAUUUGGUAAUAAAGUCAGCAAAUGCGGAAAGUAUCUAAUUGUGUGUGCCCAUCUCGGUGAUGAAAAUAUGAUACACAUCGCGGAUUUGGAAAAAAUUAAUUACGAAAUAAAGGGUAAAUUACAACUUAUACCAAUCGUCCCAAAAUUGGAAGCAAGUUACAGAUAUGUUAAUAAUCAUAAUAGAACCUUCAUUUUCAAUACCAAUAAAGACGCUGGUAACUUUAAAUUAAUUAAAAUUGAUAUCGACAACCCGGAUCCUAAAACGUGGACAGAUUUGGUACCGGAAAAUAAAACAGAUGUAUUAGAGUGGGCAGCGCCAGUAUUUAAUAAAUUCAUGGUCUUAAGUUAUACCCAAAAUGUUAAGACUGUUCUCCAAUUACAUGACAUCAAAACAGGCAACCUAGUGAAGAAAUUCGAUUUAGAAAUCGGCGAGGUCGAUUAUUAUAGUUUUUUCAGCGAAGAACAAUCUCAGACGAUAUAUUUCCGAUUUGAAUCCUUCCUUACACCUGGUAUCAUUUAUCGUUGCAAUCUAUCUUCACCAUCAUCAUUCACCCUCGAGGUUUUCAAAGAAAACAAAUUGAAAAAUUUUGACCGUACAAAAUACAUCACAGAACAGGUAUUUUACAAAAGCAAAGAUGGAACCACAGUGCCCAUGUAUCUUACUUACAAAAAAGGUUUGCAAAAGAACGGAAAUAAUCCUACUUUUCUUCACGCUUAUGGAGGAUAUGGAUCUAGUUCGUUGCCUAAUUUCCGUAUCGAUUCGAUAGCAUUUAUGAGUAAUUUUGAUGGCAUAUUUGCUGUGGCUAAUAUCAGAGGCGGAGGGGAAUACGGAGAAAAAUGGCACAAUGCAGGAAAACUGGACAAGAAACAAAACUCUUUUGACGACUUUCAAUCAGCUGCUGAAUAUUUAAUCGCUGAAAACUACACUAAAACUCCACUGCUGACUAUAAAUGGAUUAUCCAACGGAGGACUUUUAAUGGGUGCCUGUCUCAACCAAAGGCCAGAUUUAUUCGGUGUAGUAAUCUCAGAAGCAGGUGUGUUUGAUAUGCUGAGAUAUGAUAAAUUCACAAUCGGUUACAACUGGAUACCUGAAUAUGGCGCGCCUUCUAAUGAGAGUGAUUUCAAAUAUUUGUUUAAAUACUCUCCCUUGCAUAAUGUCAGAAUACCGGAUGAUCCUAAUAAACAAUAUCCUGCUACGAUGCUCACAACUUCAGAUCAUGAUGAUCGUGUUCCACCUUUACAUGCGUUGAAAUUCAUAUCCACACUGCGGCAUGAAGCCAAGAGUCAUCCCAACCAGAAAAAUCCUUUCAUAAUCAGAAUUGAAGCUAAUGCAGGUCAUUCCGAAGGUGAACCGACAGAGAAAACUAUUGCUCGACUUGUGGAUGAAUACUGUUUCAUAAUAAUGAAUACUGGCAUCAAGUUUCAUACCACAUAGUAUAUGAGAUAUCAGAAAAAUAUAUUCACUUGGUUGGCAAUGUUGGCAUAGUUAUAUUAUUAAUCAUCAUGUUCACUUUGUAUAACUAAUGACUAAUGAGUACUUAUAAUUUUCUGUUGUUUGUGGAGCAUAUUCAUACUCAAUUAAAAAUUUUAUUAUGA
This is a messenger RNA of Planococcus citri (citrus mealybug), 2539 nucleotides long. Its product is annotated as prolyl endopeptidase-like. Gene Ontology annotation, molecular function: oligopeptidase activity; serine-type endopeptidase activity. Lineage: Eukaryota; Metazoa; Arthropoda; Insecta; Hemiptera; Pseudococcidae. Bases 126 to 2378 code for a protein of 750 amino acids. The transcript is spliced from 16 exons. The record is from RefSeq and is a predicted model, not a curated record. Gene Ontology annotation, biological process: proteolysis. Gene Ontology annotation, cellular component: cytosol.